Molecule: messenger RNA, 4469 nt
Organism: Oncorhynchus kisutch (coho salmon)
Lineage: Eukaryota; Metazoa; Chordata; Actinopteri; Salmoniformes; Salmonidae
Product: F-box/WD repeat-containing protein 7
Exons: 12
Coding region: 282-1949 (555 amino acids)
Biological process (GO): proteasome-mediated ubiquitin-dependent protein catabolic process; ubiquitin recycling
Cellular component (GO): nucleus; cytoplasm
Molecular function (GO): ubiquitin binding
Source: RefSeq, a predicted model, not a curated record
CUGAACGAACUAACCUCCGUCUCUCUCUGCGCUUCUAUGAAUAUCUAGCUAGCUAGGCCAACUUUCUCCUAGCUUCCCGUUCGCAUCGGGGAGAGAGGCUUGUCCGAACAUGUCCGCAGCAGCAGGCAACGAUAGAUACUGUUGGACCUAACCGAAGUGGAAAGAGAGAGGAGGGAGAAUUGUGCCUUCGGACAAGAAGAGUACUAUACUACCCAUCUAUUUAACUACCGCACUAUUUGUGCUACCGGGAAGGGCGUUAAAAACGGAAGAAUACAAUCACGAUGGGUUUCUACAGCACGCUGAAGCACAUCUUCUAUAAAAUGAAGAGGAAGUUGGACCAUGGACCAGACAUCAGGCCUUUCCCUUCAGGCAAGAAACACUGCAAAGGUUCCAACUACCUCAGUCCCUCCAGUUUCGUUCCAUUCCAGACCACGCCCACUACCUUUGGGGACCUGCGAGCAGCCAAUGGGCAUUCAGCUCAGCGGAGACGUGUGACUUCAGGUCCGCCCCCCUCCGGCCUGCAGGACUGGCUGCACACUUUCCAGGCGUGGAGUGGUCCUGAGCGUCUAUUGGCUCUGGAUGAGUUGAUUGACAGCUGUGAGUCCAAUCAGGUGAAGCACAUGAUGCAGGUUAUUGAGCCUCAGUUCCAACGAGACUUCAUCUCCCUGCUGCCCAAAGAGUUGGCCCUGUAUGUCCUGACGUUCCUGGAGCCCAGAGAUCUGAUGCAUGCUGCUCAGACCUGUUCCUAUUGGAGGAUACUGGCUGAGGAUAACCUGCUGUGGAGAGAGAAGUGUAGGGAGGAGGGUAUUGAAGAGCCCCUGGUUGUGAAGAGAAGAAAGACUCUUAAACCUGGGUUCCUCCACUCGCCCUGGAAGAGUGCCUACGUACAACAACACAGGAUAGAGAGCAACUGGAGGACUGGGGAUAUCACCUCACCUAAGGUGUUAAAAGGUCACGAUGAUCAUGUGAUCACGUGUCUACAGUUCUGUGGUGACCUCAUAGUCAGUGGUUCUGACGACAACACUCUCAAAGUCUGGUCUGCCCUCACCGGCAAGUGUCUGCGUACCUUAGUAGGCCAUACAGGAGGCGUGUGGUCCAGUCAGAUGAGUGGUAACAUCGUGAUCAGUGGGUCUACAGACAGGACUCUGAAGGUUUGGGACGCAGAGAGCGGAGAGUGUGUUCACACCCUGUACGGACAUACCUCUACUGUACGCUGUAUACACCUGCACGACAAACAGGUUGUGAGCGGUAGCCGUGACGCUACGUUGCGUCUGUGGGACGUAGAUUCUGGCGAGUGUCUCCACGUCCUGACAGGUCAUGUGGCGGCGGUGCGGUGUGUCCAGUAUGACGGGCGCAGGGUGGUCAGCGGAGGAUACGACUUCAUGGUUAAAGUCUGGGACCCUGAGACAGAGACCUGUCUACACACUCUGCAGGGACACACGAACAGAGUCUAUUCACUUCAGUUUGACGGUGCCUACGUGGUCAGUGGAUCUCUGGACACCUCCAUCAGAGUAUGGGACGUAGUGACGGGAGGGUGUGUCCACACGCUGACCGGCCACCAAUCACUGACAAGUGGUAUGGAACUAAAGAACAACAUCCUGGUCUCUGGCAAUGCUGACUCUACUGUCAGGGUCUGGGAUAUACGGACAGGACAGUGUCUCCACACACUACAAGGUCCCCAUAAGCACCAGUCAGCAGUGACCUGUCUCCAGUUCUCUCGCUCCCUGGUGGUCUCUUCAUCAGAUGACGGGACAGUGAAGCUGUGGAGCCUGGCGACGGGGGAGUGGAUCAGAGACCUGGUGGCUCUGCAGAGUGGAGGAUCAGGGGGAGUGGUGUGGAGGAUCAGGGCAUCUAACACCAGACUGGUAGCAGCUGUUGGCAGCAGGAACGGAACAGAGGAGACUAAACUCGUGGUGCUGGACUUUGACCUCACUGACACCCACAAGUGAUGUCAUCAAAGAGGCGACGUGCUUUCAUCAGGAAAGGAUGUCAUUGGAUACGGAUGCGAGGUAACCAAAGAGGGACCUAAUAUCCUCAUAGGUGGAAGGAGAACUUGUAAUGAUGAUGAAAGGGGUGAGGAGAAGGUGUCGUUUGACAGAGGACUAUGUCAGAAUCCUCCUAUGGAAGGACUGAGUGCCAUUUUAAUAGGAGACACCAAUAUACCACAAACCAGGAGACGACUCAGAACUGUCCCCCAUUUCCUCACCACGUCCCGCGGAACCAAACUCUCAUAUUUUCCUGCUGACCAUUAACACUGCUGGACACUGGUAUGGUGAAGAGACAGUACGAAGACCAACUUUGAAUCUUCUGCGACCGGAGGAAUCCAUGAGAGGUCUCACUAAGGUCAUGCGCCUAACUGGCCUCCUGACCGACCGUCCAAAGGUCAAAUUGAGUGUAGUUACUGUAACCAACCAGACUACUGCUGGAUGUAUAGUUACUGUAACCACCCAGACUACUGCUGGAUGUAUAGUUACUGUAACUACCCAGACUACUGCUGGAUGUGUAGUUACUGUAACCACCCAGACUACUGCUGGAUGUAUAGUUACUGUAACCACCCAGACUACUGCUGGAUAUAUAGACUAUAGUUACUGUAACUACCCAGACUACUGCUGGAUAUAUAGACUAUAGUUACUGUAACCACCCAGACUACUGCUGGAUAUAUAGACUAUAGUUACUGUAACUACCCAGACUACUGCUGGAUGUAUAGACUGUUAUUGUAACUACCCAGACUACUGCUGGAUGUAUAGUUACUGUAACCACCCAGACUACUGCUGGAUGUAUAGACUGUUAUUGUAACCACCCAGACUACUGCUGGAUAUAUAGUUACUGUAACUACCCAGACUACUGCUGGAUGUGUAGUUACUGUAACCACCCAGACUACUGCUGGAUGUAUAGUUACUGUAACCACCCAGACUACUGCUGGAUAUAUAGACUAUAGUUACUGUAACUACCCAGACUACUGCUGGAUAUAUAGACUAUAGUUACUGUAACCACCCAGACUACUGCUGGAUAUAUAGACUAUAGUUACUGUAACUACCCAGACUACUGCUGGAUGUAUAGACUGUUAUUGUAACUACCCAGACUACUGCUGGAUGUAUAGUUACUGUAACCACCCAGACUACUGCUGGAUGUAUAGACUGUUAUUGUAACCACCCAGACUACUGCUGGAUAUAUAGUUACUGUAACCACCCAGACUACUGCUGGAUGUAUAGUUACUGUAACCACCCAGACUACUGCUGGAUGUAUAGUUACUGCAACCACCCAGACUACUGCUGGAUGUAUAGACUGUUAUUGUAACCACCCAGACUACUGCUGGAUGUAUAGACUGGUACUGUAACCACCCAGACUACUGCUGGAUGUAUAGACUGUUAUUGUAACCACCCAGACUACUGCUGGAUGUAUAGUUACUGUAACCACCCAGACUACUGCUGGAUGUAUAGUUACUGUAACUACCCAGACUACUGCUGGAUGUGUAGUUACUGUAACCACCCAGACUACUGCUGGAUGUAUAGUUACUGUAACCACCCAGACUACUGCUGGAUAUAUAGACUAUAGUUACUGUAACUACCCAGACUACUGCUGGAUAUAUAGACUAUAGUUACUGUAACCACCCAGACUACUGCUGGAUAUAUAGACUAUAGUUACUGUAACUACCCAGACUACUGCUGGAUGUAUAGACUGUUAUUGUAACUACCCAGACUACUGCUGGAUGUAUAGUUACUGUAACCACCCAGACUACUGCUGGAUGUAUAGACUGUUAUUGUAACCACCCAGACUACUGCUGGAUAUAUAGUUACUGUAACUACCCAGACUACUGCUGGAUGUGUAGUUACUGUAACCACCCAGACUACUGCUGGAUGUAUAGUUACUGUAACCACCCAGACUACUGCUGGAUAUAUAGACUAUAGUUACUGUAACUACCCAGACUACUGCUGGAUAUAUAGACUAUAGUUACUGUAACCACCCAGACUACUGCUGGAUAUAUAGACUAUAGUUACUGUAACUACCCAGACUACUGCUGGAUGUAUAGACUGUUAUUGUAACUACCCAGACUACUGCUGGAUGUAUAGUUACUGUAACCACCCAGACUACUGCUGGAUGUAUAGACUGUUAUUGUAACCACCCAGACUACUGCUGGAUAUAUAGUUACUGUAACCACCCAGACUACUGCUGGAUGUAUAGUUACUGUAACCACCCAGACUACUGCUGGAUGUAUAGUUACUGCAACCACCCAGACUACUGCUGGAUGUAUAGACUGUUAUUGUAACCACCCAGACUACUGCUGGAUGUAUAGACUGGUACUGUAACCACCCAGACUACUGCUGGAUGUAUAGACUGUUAUUGUAACCACCCAGACUACUGCUGGAUGUAUAGUUACUGUAACUACCCAGACUACUGCUGGAUGUAUAGUUACUGUAACCACCCAGACUACUGCUGGAUGUAUAGACUGUUACUGUAACUACCCAGAC